Messenger RNA from Salvia splendens (bonfire salvia), 788 nucleotides. Its product is annotated as universal stress protein PHOS32. Lineage: Eukaryota; Viridiplantae; Streptophyta; Magnoliopsida; Lamiales; Lamiaceae. The transcript is spliced from 2 exons. Bases 1 to 747 code for a protein of 248 amino acids. The record is from RefSeq and is a predicted model, not a curated record.
AUGUCAUCGCCGCCGCCUUCCUCCGCCGCCGCCGACCAUCCCAAAAUCCACAUCAACCCCGUCCAGGUGAACACCUCCUCCCCCCGCUUCCCCCCUCCGCCCGCCACCCCGAACUCCAUCUACGCUGCCUCCUCCCCCUCCCUCCGCCGCAUCGCCAUCGCCGUCGACCUCAGCGAGGAGAGCGCCUUCGCCGUGAAGUGGGCCGCCGACAACUACAUCCGCCCCGGCGACACCGUGAUCCUCCUCCACGUCCGCUCCACCUCCGUCCUCUACGGCGCUGACUGGGGCUCCUCCACCCCCACCAGCGCCGGCGCCGGCGGCAACCCCUUUACCAAGACCUCCCCCGCCGCCGCCUCCGCUGCCGCCUCGCAGCGGACGGAGGAGGAGCUCGACGGCCUCGCAUCCAGGAAGGCCGGCAGCCUCGCGCAGCCGCUCGUGGAGGCGCACGUGCCGGUGAAGAUCCACAUCGUCAAGGACCACGACAUGAAGGAGAGGCUUUGCUUGGAGGUGGAGCGGCUCGGGCUGAGCGCGGUGAUCAUGGGAAGCCGCGGCAUUGGGGCGAAGGCGAGGGGAAGGAGGGAAGGGAAGCUCGGGAGUGUCAGCGAUUACUGCGUGCAGCACUGCGCGUGCCCUGUCGUGGUCGUGAGGUAUAAGCACGACGGGGAGGAGGACGAGGAGGAGGAGAGGGAGAAGGAGAGAGAAGAGGAGAAUGAGUUCCAUGAUGCCAAUGAUCAACUCACCAAGUGAAUUUUAUGAGUUAUCUUGUUAUAGAUUCAAGAGAGGCCGGA